UCCCAGACUGCGUCAGAUCUGUGGCGAGCACAUCGCCACUUGUUGUCCAGCUGCCCACCAAGCUUGAUCUUGCCCAGUCUCUCCGCCUCAGCACAGUGGUCUUCAGUUAACGUGCAAACUAUUCAAAGCUUUGAAAAAGCUUUUCUUUUUUUUUUUUUUAAAUAACUUACCAUUUUCAACGUGAAUCCUGGAAAGAUGAAGAAAAAUAGUCGAAUUUCGGAAGUGGUUGUUUCGUCACAUCAAAUUGGCAGUGAAACUGGAAGUGCAGGUAACGAUGGCUUACCAGCCGUGCUGGUCCGCGAUGCAACCAAAUGCUACGGGGUCCGGAAGAACCGCUGUGCCGUACUCCAAUCACUGGACAUGAGUGUUAAAAAAGGGAUGAUAUACGGAUUGCUGGGCGCUAGUGGAUGCGGCAAGACUACCUUAUUGAGCUGUAUGGUUGGUCGUCGGAGUUUGAACAGCGGUACCGUACUCGUCUUCGGUCAUAAACCGGGCUCUCCGGAGAGCGGGAUUCCCGGUCCGAGGGUCGGUUACAUGCCACAAGAGCUCGCCUUGUAUGGCUACUUCACUAUAAAAGAGACACUUCAGUACUUUGGCCGUAUUUACAAUUUGAAACCGGCCUUUGUCAACGCUCAGUUGGAGUUUCUCUCUAAUUUGUUGCACCUGCCUUCGAGCCAUCGUUUCAUCAAGACGCUGAGUGGCGGUCAGCAGCGGCGUGUUUCGUUCGCUGUCGCUCUCUUUCACGAACCUGAGCUGCUUAUAUUAGACGAACCGACAGUCGGUGUGGAUCCAUUACUUAGGCACAGUAUUUGGGAUCAUCUUAUCAGUCAGAGUGUCGAUCAUGGAAGAACUGUCAUCGUUACGACGCAUUACAUUGAAGAAGCACGACAGGCUAACAUGAUUGGAAUGAUGCGUUCGGGCCGUUUGCUUGCGGAAGAAUCGCCCGACAAUCUGUUGAGUAAUUACAGACUUCCAUCGUUGGAGGAAGUGUUCUUGAAACUCUGUAUGAAGGACGAUGGUGAAAAUCGAACAGAGCCGGCCCAGGCAAUUGAAAAUUGCACGAAUGGAACACUACAGCCUGUAGCGGGCCAUACCAAUCUUGCGUUUGAACACAGUGCAAGCCAAACUAACAUCACGGACAUCGACACGAUCGAAAAUCAGUGCAGCUCUAACGAAUCUUCAAUUUCUCCAGCUGAUUGCUUUGCAAACGCUGCGUUAAGCCUCGGUGUCAGUAGCACAAGACCGGCCAUUUCCAGUGAAGCGAAUGUGGUAGUGUCACGCAAGAAGAGCAGGCUGAGUUCCACCGUCAGGAUGGCCCUACCUUCUGUGCAUCGUCUCGGCGCCCUGAUUCGCAAGAAUUUUUUGCUGACAUUCCGCAAUAUUGGGAUAUUCAUCUUCAUCUACUUCAUGCCUGCUUUUCAAGCCAUCGUUUUUAACGUGACACUCGGACAUGAACCGACAGGACUUAAGAUGGGCAUCGUUAAUGACGAAUUGAAUCCGAGCCAGGGCCGUGUAUGCAAUUACACGACAGACUGUUCGUAUUCGAUGCUCAGCUGUCGUUAUCUUCGAUACAUAAAGAAAAACAUCAUACAGGUCCCCUUUGAAAGUGUAACGGAUGCUUUGGAAGCAGGAAAAAAUGGACAUGUAUGGGGUCUCAUCCAUUUUGGACAUAACUUCACGGAAGAGUUUGAAGUUCGACAGGCUGCUGGAGACUCGGCGACCAUAGAGAACAUUAUCCGAAGUCAGAUUGGCAUCAACAUGGAUUCAACUAAUCAGCAGAUUGAUCUGUUUAUUGAGAAAUGGCUCCUGGAGGCUUUCGGAGAUUUCUUUAAGGAUUUGAUGAGAUCUUGCCAGCACGAGCCGGAAGCCGGAUACAUCCCAGUUGUGUUCCUCGAUCCUGUUUAUGGUAAAAAAGACACCCCAUACACGGAAUUCAUGGCCCCUGGUCUUAUUAUCACCAUUGUGUAUUUCAUGGCUGUUUCCCUAACUUCCGGCGUGUUAAUCGCUGAACGGAAACAAGGACUUCUCGAUCGUUGCUUAGUGGCUGGCGUACAGAUGAGAGAAAUUUUAUUCGGUCAAUUAAUCAGCCAGUUUACCGUUAUGGUGGGCCAAACAGCGCUAGUUUUCAUGUGCAUGUUAUUGGUUUUUAACAUCUCAUGUCACGGAAAUUUGGCGCUUGCCGUCUUCAUCACCUUUCUUCAAGGCCUCGUCGGAAUGUGCUUCGGUCUGUUGAUAGCCACGGUAUGCGAUAACGAAAUCAGCGCCCUUCUACUUUCGCAGGCGAGUUUCCUUCCGUUCACCGUCAUCAGCGGAGUGUGUUGGCCGAUCGAAGGUAUGCCGUUCUACCUUCGAAAUAUCGCUUAUUCGAUGCCGUUGACGUACGCCAUCGAGUCUUUGAGAUCGAUUUUCUCGCGAGGCUGGGGCGUCGAACGUCCCGACGUCUUCGCUGGCAUUUUCAUCAGCAUGACGUGGAUCUUAAUUCUGUUGGUCUUGUGCAUGAUUGUCAUACGCGUACGCAAGUACGCGAGUUAAAGUUGCUGGCCUCCUUCGAUCAUUGACUCAUUUGCAUACGCUCUUACGGAAUUACUGGACAGCACCUUUUUGUUUUCGAUACCUUCCCUUGUUCAUUAUUGCGUUCCUCACAUUUACCACAAGAGAUGACCUGACAUAUGGUAUAGUAGAUUCGUACAAUGUUUAUACCUUAUCAUCGAAAUUAGAUUUAUGUCCUAUAUUUUUGCUUGUAUAUAAGCAUUAUCAAAGAAAACUUUUUUGCUUGCCAACUGGGCGGAAACAUACCUGCGUUCACAUAUUAAAAUUAAGCGUAUCCGGUUUCAUGACCUGAAAGAAAAUAGAACUGAAUAAAAAUUGUUCGUGUUAGUCUAA
Daphnia carinata is the source of this 2883-nucleotide messenger RNA. Its product is annotated as ABC transporter G family member 20-like. Lineage: Eukaryota; Metazoa; Arthropoda; Branchiopoda; Diplostraca; Daphniidae. The record is from RefSeq and is a predicted model, not a curated record. The transcript has 12 exons. Gene Ontology annotation, cellular component: membrane; ATP-binding cassette (ABC) transporter complex. Gene Ontology annotation, biological process: transmembrane transport. Gene Ontology annotation, molecular function: ABC-type transporter activity; ATP binding; ATP hydrolysis activity. The coding region runs from base 196 to 2532 and encodes 778 amino acids.